UGUCACUCCCAAUAGUUUCAAUUCAGCAGACCUACAUAACGAUAACGAAAUGAAUAAAGUGAUAAUUCUCUCGAUGUUUAUUUUCGCCACUGUUCAGGCAGGGCUUAAUAGCUUGAAUCCUGGAAGAUAUCAAACGUAUAAUACUUACGGGAGCUUUCCUCGUGGAAAUUCACAGCAGACACCAGGAACUCAAGUAAAUUUUCCAAGUUCAUCCCAAGGUACACAAUCGUAUGAUCCUCGCGUUGGGCAACAGAUGACACAAUACGGUGCGCAACAACCCACGAAUCAAGUAACGUACCCAAGCCUUUCCAUGCAAAACAAUGGAAGAAGUAAUUUUCCAAACCAAAGAUACUAAGGCCUUCCGAUUAUUGUAACAAAAAGGAUUUUAUUAAAAUUUAAAAGCUCUGGAAUCACGUAUAAAAUUAUAUUACACUAAAUGAAAAUUUUUA
Molecule: messenger RNA, 449 nt
Organism: Hermetia illucens (black soldier fly)
Lineage: Eukaryota; Metazoa; Arthropoda; Insecta; Diptera; Stratiomyidae
Exons: 2
Coding region: 50-355 (101 amino acids)
Source: RefSeq, a predicted model, not a curated record